Molecule: messenger RNA, 1392 nt
Organism: Tremella mesenterica DSM 1558
Lineage: Eukaryota; Fungi; Basidiomycota; Tremellomycetes; Tremellales; Tremellaceae
Exons: 13
Coding region: 1-1278 (425 amino acids)
Biological process (GO): intracellular signal transduction; protein phosphorylation
Cellular component (GO): cytoplasm; nucleus
Molecular function (GO): MAP kinase activity; ATP binding
Source: RefSeq, a predicted model, not a curated record
AUGGACGACACUCCUCGUCAGCUGUAUCAAACGGCGAACAACGUUUAUAUCCUACAGCAGCCUUGGCAGUUUGUCAAAGAGCUCGGUCAGGGAGCUUAUGGAUGUGUCUCUUCUGCCCGGAAUGCGCACACUGGUGAAACAUGUGCCGUCAAGAAGGUCACCAACGUAUUCACCAAGAAGAUCCUUACUAAACGGUGCUUGCGGGAAUUACGACUACUACACCAUUUCCGGGGUCACAAGAACAUCACUUGUCUGUACGAUAUGGAUAUCGUCUUUGAUCCUCCUGGCUCUGGACUCUUCUCAGAGGUCUAUCUUUACGAAGAACUCAUGGAGGCUGACCUGCACGCCAUUAUUCGGUCCGGUCAGCCACUUUCUGACGCCCACUUUCAGUCAUUCUUGUAUCAAACCCUUUGCGGACUCAAAUACAUACAUUCGGCCAAUGUGCUCCAUCGAGAUCUGAAGCCGGGGAAUUUGUUGGUGAAUGCCGAUUGCGAGUUGAAGAUAUGCGAUUUUGGUUUGGCGAGAGGUUUCCAGCCUGGUGCUGUGCAGACGGAACAGGGACAAGCCGGGUUCAUGACGGAAUACGUCGCCACGAGAUGGUAUCGAGCGCCGGAAAUCAUGCUCAGCUUUGCGAACUACACAUCUAGCAUCGACAUGUGGUCUGUUGGAUGUAUCCUCGCUGAGCUAUUGGGAGGAAAGCCGAUAUUCAAAGGAGAAGAUUAUGUUGAUCAACUGAACAAAAUCCUCAACUUCCUCGGUACACCCACAGAGGAUACCCUGCGACGUGUUGGUAGCCCGCGGGCUCAAGACUACAUCCGAUCUUUACCUAUCAAACCCCGAGUUCAUUUCAAAACCCUCUACCCCAACGCCUCUCCUCUCGCUCUCGACCUCUUACAGAAAUUGUUGGCUUUCGACCCUGCAAAGAGGAUCGGAUGUCAAGAAGCCCUCGAACAUCCUUAUCUGGCAGUAUGGCAUGAUCCGGCGGACGAGCCAGCGUGUGAAGUGUCCUUCGACUUUAGCUUUGAAAAGGAAGACUCAACGCAGGGCAUGCGGAAUUUGAUCGUAGAGGAGGUACGAAGCUUCCGGAGUUUAGUGCGACAACAGGAAGUCCCUCUUCCUCCUCGGAACGCACAUGAACUUCCCCCUGCCCCUCCUCCUCCACAGGCCCAAGGAGCAGGUGUGGGACCUGCUUUCUCGGCGGAUUUCAACUCUGGGACGGAUAUGGACGAGCAUCCCAAUUCCGCUUUGGAACGUCAAUUGGCAGGACAACAUCUCUAGCAUCGGCUUUGACGGCCAGUGGCCGGUCGGGGUUUAUGAUGUAUGGAGGGAAAGAUUUCUGUAUGAUCGUCUAGAUCUGUUCAAGAUUUCAUGAUUCAAUGCAUAUCUAAGAGU